Telopea speciosissima is the source of this 1376-nucleotide messenger RNA. RefSeq lists its product as uncharacterized. The record is from RefSeq and is a predicted model, not a curated record. The coding region runs from base 561 to 1211 and encodes 216 amino acids. NCBI's taxonomy places the organism in Eukaryota, Viridiplantae, Streptophyta, Magnoliopsida, Proteales, Proteaceae. The transcript has 4 exons.
UCUGCAAUUCUGAACAAAAACCAUAUAUUAUAUAUAUAAGGAGGUAUUUAUUGCAUUCAAUUUAAUAUUUCUCUUCUGCUGGACUUGUCUCAAGCAUCUCUUUCACAUAUCUUGCAUCACAUUGGUGAGGCUCUGGGAUUUGUUUGGCAUGCCUCAUACCCAAAAUACAAUAAUAUUUUGGUCUGUCAGUGAAAGAGAGAAUCUUAAAUUCUUUUUUAGAUUUUAUUAUAUUUAAAAUGUUUACAAGUAUAUACUUAAUAAAGAAUGUCAUCUGUGAAGGCCUUAAGAGGAGGAGGUUGUGUUUUAUCAAAGGAAAAGAGAAGCUGUGACUUGAAGUUGGUGUAAACUUUCCCUUGAAACAGUUGGAAACAACUUCUUAUUCUUCUUCCUCCUCAUCAUAGUACCAAAGCUGUUGAUCUUCUCUGCUCAUGAGAUUCCAAAGGUAUAGGCGCAAAAAGAGAUAUACAAUCGCAGCUGAGGAACAAUCAACAUGCAUAUCUGAAUUUUAAUAGGCUGGAGAUAAACAAGUUAAAAAGAAGGAAUAUUUGUUGGCAGUUCUGAUGGAGAGGAUUUUGAAACCAUUUGAUAAGGAAUCCAUGAGGAUGGCUAUACUAAAGCAUGAAGAAACAUUCAAAGAGCAGGUAUAUGAACUUCAUCGUUUGUAUCGAAUUCAGAAGAUGUUAAUGAACAACAUGAAGAGCAGUGAGUCAAAUGGAUGUGGUACAAAGAGAUGGAACCUUGAUGAGUUUAGUUUGAGUCAGGUUAGUAGUACAUAUAAAGAAAAAAAGAAGCUGCAGAAGCCAUGGAAACUUGACCUGGAACGACCUGCUGAAGAGUAUAUUGCAGAGGAAGGUGGAGACAGAAUGUUAGAGAUCGAGGUUGAGAGCGAUAUCGAGCUGACAUUAGGCCCCACAAGUUACAGCCGAAGGAAGAAAGAUGAAACACCUCUAACUUCAGAUUCAGCACCAAGUUUCUCUUCUUCCUCUACUGAAUCCAGCCAUAUGAGAAGGACAAGAACAGGGGCAUAUAAGAGGAUGGAUACAAGUGAAGAAUUAAUAGGCAAUGAAUGGGGACUCAUCCAAGUGCCUGACAUGCAUCCAAGUUUCUUAAGGGGAACAAAGAACACUUACAAUGUUGAAGAACAAGUGAGGCAGGAGAAACUAAACCGGCCUCCUUGGCUUUUCCCCCUUUUCAGUAUGAACAUGACUUAAGUCCUUCUUGGUUGGUGUCCAUAGGUUUGACUGGUUCUGAGUGACUAUUUGUGAUUGCUGUUUGCAUGAAAAUUUCUGUUUAGUUUUUAGUGUAAUGGGUGAUGGGAGUAUUUAAACAAGGCUAGCAUUUUAGUGAGCUAAAACUCAAAACCAUAUUGAAAUUGA